AGAAGAAAUCAACCGGCGCGACUUUUCUGCCCACCGCGCGCAUCUUCAGACCGUCCAAGCUCAACAAAACUCGAGUCCUAGUUAAGUAAGCGUCUGGCUUCCUUUAGUCAUGUUUGAUCACGUAGACUUUGAGCGAUCUGAGGAGCAGCUGGCCUCUGACAGCGAGUAUGAGGCAGAUGGCGUGGAGUCGUCAUUGUCCACACGAGUAGAAUAUCAUUGGUCAUUUGAGUAUCGUCUGAAGUGGAAAACAUCCAUGUUGACACAACGCUCCUCAAGACUAACGAAGGCCUCCAAGAAGAUCGCCCAGAGAGACCCCAGCCCGGAUGAAGAAGUUAUCCAGCGCAAGCUGAGGAGUAGGACAAAGAGGAAUGGGCUGAAGAAAACAGAAACUAGUGACAGCAGAGUCCAUGCAGAGGAGAGGAGGGACCGCGACAUCCUUGACGUCAUUAACAGCACACUUGAGGCUAAAGGUGUCGGAGAGGAGGAUGAAGAGAGGUUUGUAGAGGUGACUGAUGAAGGAGUGGAUUAUUCAGAUGCAGACCGUGUCUCUGUAAGCAGCAUAGUGUCUGGUCCUUCCCUCCCCCAUAAUGCAUCUCGAAGGAAACAGCUUCUCUCACAGGGCUUGUGCACAGCCUGUAGGAGCCUCUACGAGAAGGCAAAGAAGUUGAAAAGACCUAUGAAAGACAAACUCCUGGACGAUGAUCCCAAGUCCCUGACAUGUGACGAGUGGGUCCUGAUCAAGAGCUGGAGACCGAGGAAGCUGCAUAAUGAAAGACGGAAGCUUCUGAUCCAGGUACAACUGGUUAAGAAAAGACUUAAGGCCACAAAUGGUGCAAAGCGGAACUCUCAAUGUGGGAGAAAGUUGGAAUCUUCAGCCUGCACAAGACCGCACAGCUUCCUCCAGAGAAACCUUAGACGAUGUCUCAGAACGCCAAUGAAACAAAUGAAGAAGAGCAGGGGGAAGAGGAGAAGAGUUGGUUCACAGGGUCCUUGUGUGGCGAAGCAGCAGCGUCUCCACAGCAACCAUCACCUCCCAAACAUCCGUGUAAGCAGCACCGAUAAGAGCAGCAUUCUCAGCGCUGGUUUGGAAGGUAAGAUCGAUCAAGAAGUCAGCGAUGAUUCGAACACAAAUCUGACUGUUGAGUUGAUCCCCGCCAACGUUUCCCUGGAACUCACCGAGCCCAGAGAGCUCCCAUCCAAUCAGAAAGCAGCGAAAAAGGCGUGUGGAUUCAGAAACUUGCUUGCCCAGUUGCGCUGCAACAGCAGCGUGGUCGUGAAAGAAAGUCGUUAGCUAAGUGACUCUGUUUUAUUUAAUAAAGCUUCAGGAAGGUAUUCAAGCCCUGAUGUAGCUUUUACUUGUUAAGUUUGCGCUUUAGCCCUCCUAUUUUCUCUGUUGUUCUUGAUGUUUCUGAGUUGAGUAGACCACUGAUACAUUUCCACAUACCUGCAUGUUAUUUAUUUAUUGUUAGCAAGUAGUUUAAUUCAACACACAACGUGAGUGUUGCUUCUUUUUUUUUGUACAUGUAUAUUUUACCCAAUCCCUAGAAUAGACUGAUCAAACCAGUAGACAUACAUGACAGACUAAUCCAAUGCUGUUUUGAGUUUGUAUGUGGGAAAGUAUAACGUGACAAAACAGUCAGUAUUCUAAAGAAGAAUCUAUUUUUAGUGUUGUACCACAAUGCAGAUAUAAGGAUUAUUGAUUCUUACAUAUUUUCUUAUAAUUGCAAAACUAUAUGUUUACAUUUAGUACGCAGUAUACAUUUGGGACACAUUAUAUCCUUGACCUGCCUGU
Molecule: messenger RNA, 1792 nt
Organism: Notothenia coriiceps (black rockcod)
Lineage: Eukaryota; Metazoa; Chordata; Actinopteri; Perciformes; Nototheniidae
Exons: 6
Coding region: 110-1291 (393 amino acids)
Source: RefSeq, a predicted model, not a curated record